Molecule: messenger RNA, 1799 nt
Organism: Populus nigra (black poplar)
Lineage: Eukaryota; Viridiplantae; Streptophyta; Magnoliopsida; Malpighiales; Salicaceae
Product: phospholipase A1-IIgamma-like
Exons: 2
Coding region: 347-1591 (414 amino acids)
Biological process (GO): lipid metabolic process
Molecular function (GO): glycerophospholipid phospholipase A1 activity
Source: RefSeq, a predicted model, not a curated record
CUCCAUUAAAAAUGGCUGGAAAAAUGUUGCCAGCUCGCAUGGACAGCGCAGCUAAACUUAAAACUCUCUGAUCGGAAUAGAUCAAACAGCACACCUGUCCAUCUAUUAGAGAUUUCAAAGUGGCAUAGUCAGGUCAAGGGGAUACUUUACGUGUUAAGAUUAUCUGUAAUAGAUGAAUUAUCUCUUGGUCGACCACAGUCCUGUACUAGUUUAUGAUCCAUUGUAAUAUAAUUAGUUGAGGGAUUAGUUUUAUGAUUACGGAGACGAGGCGAUUUCAGAUAUAGAUAUUAGUUAUUUGCUCGAAGGAGUCAAGGUUUUCUCAUCUGCAACUGCAUAUAUUUAAAGAAUGCAGAAACUAGCUAUCCUUAAAAGGUGGUUUGGCAAGAAGAAAACAAUGUUGGUGGGUAGCAUAGAUAAAAGAUGGAAACAUCUAAGUGGAGAAAACCAUUGGAAGGACCUCCUGGAUCCUCUUGAUAAUGAUCUCCGGCGAUACAUCAUUCAUUACGGAGAAAUGGCUCAGGCUACCUAUGACAGUUUCAACGCGCAGAAGGCAUCUAAGUAUGCAGGAAGCAGCUUGUAUGCAAAGGAUGACUUUUUUACCAAGGUUCAUUUAGAGAAAGGCAAUCCAUUCAAGUACCGUGUUACCAAAUUCUUGUAUGCAACAUCACAGGUUCAGCUCCCUGAAGCAUUCAUCGUAAAGUCAUUAUCGAGGGAGGCAUGGAGCAAGGAAUCCAAUUGGAUAGGGUUCGUUGCGGUGGCUACCGAUGAAGGGAAGACCACGUUAGGGCGGAGGGAUAUUGUCAUUGCUUGGAGAGGUACGAUACGGACCUUAGAGUGGGUUAAUGAUUUUGAAUUUAAUUUUGUCUCAGCUUCAAAAAUUCUUGGCGAGUCCGGUGAUCCUAAGGUGCACCAAGGUUGGUACUCAAUCUACACCUCUGACGACUCGCGUUCACAAUACAACAAGAAUAGUGCUAGAGACCAGGUUCUUAACGAGGUAAGGAGACUGGUGGAUAAAUACACAAAUGAAGAAAUCAGCAUAACCAUAGUCGGCCACAGCUUAGGAGCUGCAGUUGCAACUCUGAAUGCAGUGGAUAUAGUUGCUAAUGGAUUUAACCAGUCGCAGAAAAACAAAGGCUGUCCCGUCACAGCCAUUCUCUUUGCCAGCCCUCGCGUCGGGGACUCGAACUUCAAGAGGGUUUUCUCCGGAUAUAAGGAUCUUAGAGCAUUACGCAUUCAUAACGUUCAAGACUUUGUUCCUAACUAUCCAUUGAUAGGUUAUGCGGAUGUAGGAGAAGAAUUGGUAAUUGAUACCACCAAGUCUAAGUACUUGAAGAGCCCUGGAAAUCUAUCAAGUUGGCAUAAUUUAGAAGGUUACCUGCAUGGAGUGGCAGGAACACAAGGGCCGAAAGGAGGGUUUAAAUUAGAGGUCAACCGCGAUAUUGCUCUUGUUAACAAGACUAUUGAUAGCUUAAAGGAUGAGUAUCUUGUACCAGCAUCAUGGCGGGUCCAAGAAAACAAGGGCAUGGUGCAGCAAGCAGAUGGUUCCUGGAAGUUGAUGGACCUGGAAGAGGAUUUUAUACCUGAAGAAUAAAAAAGAUGGUUAAGAACAUCAAACCUUAUUGUGUUUGCAAGAUUUAUAUGCCGUUAAUUAUUUAAAAUUGAUUAUAAGGGUGUGCUAAUAAAGUGCCGAUAACGGUAAAACUCAGCUUGAGGCAUUGGGGAAUCGGCAGAUCAAUUGUGAUGUCAUAGCAUUGCUCUAUGUGUGUUUGUUUCUAUGAGCAUAAUUAAUUUGUUUUUAA